AUGAGGAAGCUUGCCAUUCCCAAGUACUUUGGUCGUCCUUCCAUCGGUUUGGCUUUGUUUGGCUGCGCAAAUCGUCCAUUCUACCACGUGUGCGUUUUUCCUGACAGAGCACUCGGACGGAGGUACGAGGGCAACAUCAUUGAACAGUUGGGAACAUUUGAUCCUCUUCCGAAUUCAAGAAACGAGAAAUUAGUGUCGCUCAACUUUGGUCGACUGAAGUACUGGAUCGGUGAGCGCGACGCUCAUAUAUCUGUCCCUGUUUUGGAGCUUCUUGGUCUCUCAGGAUUAUUUCCCAUACAUCCGAAAACCUUCGUAAGAGCGAGACACAAUAGAGAAUCCACAUCGGUGACGUCCGAAUCAAGGACAACUGGAAGUCUUGAGGAAGAGAAGGUUUGA
Molecule: messenger RNA, 396 nt
Organism: Angiostrongylus costaricensis
Lineage: Eukaryota; Metazoa; Nematoda; Chromadorea; Rhabditida; Metastrongylidae
Source: the annotation of a GenBank genome assembly